UGGCUCUCUCUCUCUCCCUCCUUCGGCCUAACUUCCGUUUUCCGGCGGAAGUGAGGGAGGGAUUUCCUUUUCCGGAUACGGGUCCCCAGGAGGAGGGAAGAGAAGGCGAGCGAGCGAAGGCUUGAGCCCCCGGGCGCUGGACGGAGAGGCUGAGUGGACAAAUGGCUGCUAAAAUUGGAGAGAUCCCCCACUUGAAUAAUUCUGCACCGCUUGUGGACCCCUCAGUCUACAGUUACGGAGUAAAACGACCCCUGGAUGACGGAAGUCUUCGUGUAAGUUGGCUCCAUGGAGCACAGAUAAGAGAGACCCAGAGAAUAGGUAACCAGUUAGGGGCCCUGGUACAUCAAAGGGCAGUAAUAACAGAAGAAUUCAAAGUGCCUGACAAAAUGGUUGGAUUCAUUAUCGGCAGGGGUGGUGAACAGAUCUCCAGGAUUCAAGCAGAGUCGGGCUGCAAAAUUCAGAUUGCACCAGAUGGUGGCGGGAUGGCAGAGAGACCCUGUGUCCUCACUGGAACACCAGAGAGCAUUGAACAAGCUAAGCGGCUACUGGGGCAGAUUGUGGACCGCUGUCGGAAUGGGCCUGGCUUCCACAACGACGUGGAUGGCAACAGCACCAUUCAAGAGAUUCUCAUCCCAGCAUCCAAAGUAGGCCUGGUCAUUGGCAAAGGAGGAGAGACGAUAAAGCAACUGCAGGAACGAACAGGCGUGAAAAUGAUUAUGAUCCAAGAUGGCCCUUUACCGACUGGAGCGGAUAAACCUCUUCGGAUUACUGGAGAUGCUUUUAAAGUACAGCAAGCAAGAGAGAUGGUAUUGGAAAUCAUCCGAGAGAAAGACCAGGUGGACUUCCGAGGCAUACGCAAUGACUUUACUUCCAGGAUGGGUGGAGGCAGCAUAGAGGUGUCGGUGCCCCGAUUUGCCGUAGGAAUUGUAAUAGGAAGAAACGGAGAAAUGAUAAAAAAGAUCCAAAAUGAUGCUGGUGUUAGGAUUCAGUUUAAACCAGGUUCUGUCUCCUGUUGCUCUACAGAUGAUGGGAUUAGUCCAGAAAGAGUUGCACAGGUCAUGGGUCUCCCGGAUCGGUGUCAGCAUGCUGCUCACAUCAUCAACGAGCUCAUUCUCACAGCACAGGAGCGUGAUGGUUUUGGGAGUCUUGCCGUGGCCCGGGGAAGAGGUCGUGGCCGUGGAGACUGGAGCGUUGGCACCCCUGGAGGUGUGCAAGAAAUCACCUACACAGUGCCAGCGGAUAAAUGUGGACUGGUCAUAGGCAAAGGUGGAGAGAACAUCAAGAGCAUAAACCAGCAAUCUGGUGCACAUGUGGAGCUUCAGAGAAACCCACCUCCCAACACAGACCCCAAUGUUCGGAUAUUCACCAUUCGGGGUGUGCCCCAACAGAUUGAGCUUGCAAGACAUCUCAUAGAUGAGAAAGUUGGUGGUACUGGCCUGGGUGGACCUGGAGGUUUCGGCCAGAGUCCCUUUAGCCAACCACCCGCUACACCUCAUCAAAAUGGUCCUCAGGCAUUCAUGACACAAGGCUGGGGUGGCACCUACCAGACGUGGCAGCAGCCUGGGCAGCAGGUUCCAAGUCAACAAAGCCAGCAGCAAAAUAGCCAACCAGACUACAGCAAGGCAUGGGAGGACUAUUACAAGAAACAAAGUCAUGCUGCCACUGCUGCUCCUCAAGCAAGCUCCCAGCCAGACUACACGAUGGCCUGGGCAGAGUAUUACAGACAGCAGGCUGCUUAUUACGGGCAGACAUUAGGGCAAGCUCAGGCUCACAGCCAGGAGCAGUAGAACAACACCCUUGAUAUCCCCCCCCCACCCUCCCCCCCCCCCCCCCCGCCCCUUUUAUCUCGGAAUCAUUGUGAAAGCAAACCUUUUUUGUAACAGAGGUUUCUAGAUUUGCAACAUUUUGAUGACGACUCUUCGGGGGGUUUUUUGGUUUUGUUUUUUUGGUUUCGUUUUUUUGUGGAACACUAGUUAGGAUUAUCUAUACUGAACUUUUUCUAAGAAUCAGGAACAAUUAGUAAUGCGUACUAAACUUUAUGGACAUGCUGGGUAAUUACAUUUUUUUGGUUUAAUUUUUUUUUUCUCCAUUCCCAAAUUUAUAAGGAAAAAAGAAGGACAAAAAUUAACGAAACUCCGGGAUCCUUUUUCUUUUGUGUUGUUUUGUUUUGUUUUGUUUUGGAAAGAAGCCAGUAACCAACCAUCUGGCGUCAAAAACGUAACCCCAGAACUGUGACAUUUCAACAAGUGGUUUUUGUGGAUUCCCCCCCAACCCUUCUUCCUUGUGUUUUUAAUUUUAAAUCUCUUUUCUGUAAUUACAGAAAUUAAAAAAAAAAAGGCUUGGAAGUCUUAGGUGGUAUGUAACAAAUUCUAAAAAAUGAAAAAAAAUGAAAUUUUAAACAGUAUUUAAAUAUUCUUAAAUAUGUAAAUUCAUUAAAUAUUUUACUUCUAAUUUCUUGUACCUUGGCUGUCUUUUUUUGAUUUUAUUGCAUUUUUUUAAACAAAAAGAACUGAACUAUGAUAUGUAUUGUAAUUAAUUAUGUGAAUUCUUUAUCAAGACAGUUCCUGUUUUGCUGUCAGGCUGGUUAUUGUGGGGGGAAUUUUGUAGGGGGUUGUAUAAUUUCUAGAGAUCUAAAGGGGUAAUAUAAAAAGACAAACCAAUGUGUUAAUUUUUUUUUUUUUAGUGAUACCGUUUUUCUUUCCAUGUCUCCAUUGUUGGGUUGCAUUUGUGUAUCUAAGACCUCCAAGCUUGUCUAAAAAAAAACAAAAUACAAAAAAAAAACACACAACAAAAUACUUUUUUGUCUAUUUCAGAAAUAAAUACUGUUAUUUUUAAUAUUAAGAUGAAACUGCUAUUAUUAGUACCUUUAACGAACACUGUGGAACAUUAAAUCAUAUGAAAUAGUAGUAACUAUUUUUUAAUUCCAGGGUGUGUAUUUGCUUUUCUUCCCCCCUGUUUUUGUUUUUUUUGUUUUUAAGUAUUUUCUUAUCUUAAUAUUUGUCAAAAAUUUACCUAGAGAAAUAAAAAUGAAAUCUAGUAUUAACCACAAGUAUGCUCUAAAUAAUUUUUUGAUUUAAUAAAAGGGAUAAUAUGGUUUCCAAUGUUUACUGUAGUGUUUUCUUGUACAGAUAACUGUAUUUUUGAAGAAGAAGAAGAAGACAAAUGGGGAAGUAAAGCUAUUUUUUUCUCUCGACAUUUUUAAUUGACCUGCAGGACAUUCCGUUUUGAAUUGUACUGAAGUUGCUGUUCUAGGAUCCUCCUCUUCCUCUCCCCAUUUCUUUAUAAUGCUUGGAAUGUCUAACUAUACAGAAACAUAUUUGGAUAAUAUUGAGCAUGAUGUGUUUUAAACAACAGAAAAUUGUUCUUUUUAUUUGACUGACAGUUGCAUUUUACACUCUCUCUAUAAUAAAAAACAAAUUCCACAAGGUAAUUGUGGGUUAAGUAUGAAA
Messenger RNA from Sceloporus undulatus (fence lizard), 3449 nucleotides. It is a transcript of the gene FUBP3, whose product is annotated as far upstream element binding protein 3. The transcript has 19 exons. Gene Ontology annotation, biological process: regulation of gene expression. Gene Ontology annotation, cellular component: cytoplasm; nucleus. Gene Ontology annotation, molecular function: mRNA binding. NCBI's taxonomy places the organism in Eukaryota, Metazoa, Chordata, Lepidosauria, Squamata, Phrynosomatidae. The coding region runs from base 162 to 1787 and encodes 541 amino acids. The record is from RefSeq and is a predicted model, not a curated record.